CGUAUGUGCAAAAGCUACCACUGGAGGUCCGGAGCCCACCACGGCGCACGCGCACGAACGGACUCCCCCUGAGCUCUGGACUCGACCGUGUGGGGAAAGGGGAUGAGUGCCGGGGAUCCCGCCGGCGAUGCGGGGCCCAGCUCCCGCGGCGGCGCCCGGGCCGGGGCGGCCGCGCGCCCGCGGCGGUUCCCGACGGCGGCGCAACCGGAGGUCAUGCGCGCGGCGGAGAAGGACGACAGCUACGCCGCCCACGUCACCGAGGCCUGCCGCGACGCCUUCCGCCACCUCUUCGGUACCAGGGUUGCCGUCGCUUACCAGAACGAGAUAAAAUUGCUUGGGCAGUCCCUCUAUUACUUGCUAACAACUGGUUCAGGCCAGCAAACACUCGGAGAAGAAUAUUGUGAUAUAUCUCAGGUUGCAACCUCACAUGGGCUUCCGCCGACACCUGCAAGGCGGAUGCUUUUCAUUUUGUACCAAACUACUGUGCCCUAUCUCGCUGAAAGAAUCAGUUCGAGAAUCGUCUCCCGUGGUAUUUACAUGGAUGACUCUCAGCUUGAUAAUCAUCAUGAAAGUGAUAAUCCUAGUAGAGGCAUAACAGAAUCCUCAACAAAUACGAAUGAGUCUUCGAGAAGCUUGAGUUUUUCUAUGCUCUCGAGGUUGAGAAGCAAAGCGCAUGCCUUUUGGCUAUGGGUAGUUCAGAAAUGGCCUUCGAUGCUGCCGCUUGGUCAAGAUUUUAUACAGUUGGCUAUACGGACAAACCUGAUGUUCUUCUACUUUGAAGGAUUAUAUUAUCAUUUUUCAAAGCGAGGAGCUGGUAUUCAUUAUGUGUUCAUUGGUAAGCCAAUGAAUCAGAGGCCCAGGUACCAAAUUUUGGGUAUCUUUUUGCUGAUCCAGUUGUGUAUUCUUGGUGCUGAAAGACUCCGAAGAAGUAACUUGUCAUCAAUAGCUAGUUCCAUUAAUCAAAUUUCGUCCGGAAGCUAUCCUUCAUCUACAGGUCGGAGUGUCCCUGUUGUGAAUGAAGAUGGAAAUAUCAUCAGUGACAUCCGUCAUGGCAAAGCUGUAGAUUUGGCUUCUGGUUCAGAGGCAUCCAGUAGCAAGAGCAAGUGCACUCUCUGUCUCAGUACCCGGCAGAAUCCUACUGCCACAACCUGCGGACAUGUCUUCUGCUGGAACUGCAUAAUGGAGUGGUGCAAUGAGAAGCCUGAAUGCCCCCUAUGCAGAACUCCUAUUACCCAUUCAAGUUUAAUUUGUAUAUAUCAUUCAGAUUUCUAGCAGACCAUUAGCAAGGGAUCAUAUCAUUCAUAUCCUCUAGCACGGAUCCAAUCAGAUUUUAUAAAGCCAAGGCCUGACAUCCAUUGUGGGGAUCAUCUUUUAUCGGGAGACAUGGCCUGAUGGUUUCUUAUCGAGAUUCGUAAUCAGUAGGCCAAAGAGCUCCCACAGGCUCCAUGCCUUCAUCAAGAAGAGGACAUAUUUAUACCAAAAGAAGAAGGAUGAAGAGAAGACCAGUCGGGCUGUAGAGAUCAUCGGUAGCAGCAAGGACCAAUCUGAAAUUAAACAAAAGAAAAGUUUUAGUGCGAACAGAUACCCUUUGUAUAAGUUCAUGUUGGACACGAGUGAAUUUUGUAGGGUAGAAGAAUGAAUGAAUGACUAGGAUCAUAGACCAGUUGAGCAAUGUCAUACUCCGUUUUUUGCUUAUCCCCUUGUCCUGUACCCCCUAUGUAUUCCUGCCACAUCUGCAUUGAACAUUUCGACCAGCAAAUUCCGUAAGGUUAGCUGCUUCAUUUUCUUAACUUUUUUUUAUGCAAUCUUCAUUUUUUGAA
Molecule: messenger RNA, 1820 nt
Organism: Aegilops tauschii subsp. strangulata
Lineage: Eukaryota; Viridiplantae; Streptophyta; Magnoliopsida; Poales; Poaceae
Product: peroxisome biogenesis factor 10
Biological process (GO): protein import into peroxisome matrix
Cellular component (GO): peroxisomal membrane
Molecular function (GO): zinc ion binding
Source: RefSeq, a predicted model, not a curated record